CUUUCUUUUCAUUCUUGGUCCUCUCCUUCUUCUUCCACUUUUCUUCCUGUCAUCUUUCUAUCCGUAUAAUACCACUCAUUAUUCCUUAUAUCCUUCGUAUCAACUUCUCCAAUAAUUUCACCUUUUCUUCCUUUUCCUCUUCAGAUCCCACCAUAAAAGCCUCGGAUUUCUUCUAAAAUUGAUUGUGGAAUUCCUGAAAUUUUGCUUUCUUUUGGACGUAAAUUUGAAUUCUUUUUUUUUUUCUUCUUUUGCUUUUCGAGUUAUUUGACAAGAUAAUCCCUUUUUGGAUUGGGGUUUCUAUUGCCAUUUGAUCUCUGUACCAAUGUCGUUUGGUGGUCCGGGAAUUAGGGUUCCGAUCGGCGGCUGGUAAGUGGAGAUUUUAGGGUUUCUUCUUUUCUCCGGUGGAUGUAUAUUAUUGGUGUUAGAUACUUAGAUCAGGGUUUGCUUGAUCGAGGAAGAGGUUUUGGGGUUAUGUUUCGGUGGUGGAUGAAGCUUUCUAAUCUAGAGAGGAUUGAUUGAAUAAAUUGUUGUUUUAGGGGAUUCUGUUUCCGUCAUUUUGUUGGAUAUUAGUGGUUACGAAGGAAUUUGCGGGUGGAUCAUUUUUGUCUUCUUUUCUCCCCGAUUCAUGGCGUGCUGAUAUUGAUGAAUCUGGGUGUUUCUAUUGGGAUCUGAGGAUUUGGUGGAUUUGGUGAAGGUGGAGGCCAAGCUAAGUUAUUGUCAUCCUUAAGUGAUUUGGAGUGAGGUCUAUAUAGCUGGAUUUUAUCAUGGAUCAUGUCAUUGGUGGCAAGUUUAAGCUUGGGAGAAAGAUUGGGAGUGGAUCUUUCGGCGAGCUUUACCUAGGGGUUAACAUACAAAGUGGAGAGGAAGUAGCAAUCAAGUUGGAGCCUGUGAAGACCAAGCACCCCCAGCUUCACUAUGAAUCCAAAUUGUAUAUGCUUCUUCAGGGGGGAACGGGAAUUCCCCACCUGAAAUGGUUUGGAGUUGAGGGUGAGUACAAUGUCAUGGUUAUUGACCUUCUUGGGCCAAGCCUAGAGGACUUGUUCAAUUAUUGUAAUCGGAAGUUCACAUUGAAAACAGUGCUGAUGCUUGCUGAUCAGUUAAUUAACAGAGUUGAAUAUAUGCACUCGAGAGGUUUCCUUCACCGUGAUAUAAAGCCUGACAAUUUUUUAAUGGGUUUAGGGCGGAGAGCAAAUCAGGUAUAUAUUAUCGAUUAUGGCCUUGCCAAAAAGUAUAGGGAUCUUCAAACUCACAAGCACAUACCAUACAGGGAAAACAAGAAUCUCACUGGAACAGCUCGCUAUGCAAGUAUCAACACUCAUCUUGGAGUUGAACAAAGCAGGAGAGAUGAUCUGGAGUCCCUUGGUUACGUGCUUAUGUAUUUCCUAAGGGGAAGCCUUCCCUGGCAGGGUUUGAAAGCUGGGACUAAAAAGCAGAAGUACGAUAAGAUCAGUGAAAAGAAGAUGCUAACGCCUAUAGAGGUGCUCUGUAAAUCAUAUCCUUCAGAGUUUAUAUCAUACUUCCACUAUUGCCGAUCCCUGCGGUUUGAUGACAAACCAGAUUAUUCAUAUCUGAAGAGACUUUUCCGUGACCUAUUCAUCCGAGAAGGUUAUCAGUUUGACUAUGUGUUUGACUGGACUAUAUUGAAGUAUCCUCAGAUUGGUGCCAAUCCUAGAUUACGUCAGCCCAGUGGGAAAACAGGCCCAAGCGCUGGACCAUCCGCAGAAAGACCAGAGAGGACUUCAGUGGGACAAGAGAUUCGGGACAGAUUCUCAGGCGCAGUUGAAGCAUUUGCUAGAAGAAACAAUUCAGGUUCAGGUCUACACGGUGAUCACUCCAAGCACAAGAAUUCUGAGGAUGUAUCCUCCAAGGAUGUUGUAAGGAGUCUCCGCCAUGAACCAUCAUUUAUCAAUGUCAAGCUGAUUCGGAAAGAGGCCGCACUUCUUCCUCUCGGAAUGGCAGCACUUCUAAGAGGGCUGUUAUCUCAAGUAGCCGACCGAGCUCCUCUGGUGAGCCCAGUGAGAGUCGAUCUGGCCGGAUGGUCUCAGGCAGUGGGCGCCUGUCCACGACCCAAAGGAUGCAGCCUGGAUUUGAUUCCAAGUCAUCAUCCCUCGCACGUGCUGCUGCUGCUGCAAGAGGUGCUCGUGAUGACACUUUUCGGAGCUUUGAGCUCCUCUCAAUUGGGACUGAGAAGAGGAAGUAAAGGAGAUCCAUAUGGUAAGAAGAGAUGACCGACCGUCUGUCAAGGGGAAAUCCCCUUACUGUUUCUCUUUGAGUUCUGAGCAUUUAUUAUCUUUCCUUUGUACAUGCAAAUAUGGGUUCUUGGGUUUUCUUCACAGCUGAAGCUCGAUGAGUUCCUCUUUCAAAACAUUUUCAGUUACCUUUAGUCAGAGGCUCACGCCAUUAUAUUGUUGUAGACUCAUCCAAGAAAGAGAAAAUUCUCACUCUAGGGAAUUGUCAAUGUAUCUGAGACUUGGGUAGUUGUAAUAAAUACAGUUGCCAUUCAUGUUUAGAUAACUU
Telopea speciosissima is the source of this 2517-nucleotide messenger RNA. Its product is annotated as casein kinase 1-like protein 10. Gene Ontology annotation, biological process: peptidyl-serine phosphorylation; endocytosis; signal transduction. Gene Ontology annotation, cellular component: nucleus; cytoplasm. Bases 765 to 2228 code for a protein of 487 amino acids. The transcript has 14 exons. The record is from RefSeq and is a predicted model, not a curated record. Gene Ontology annotation, molecular function: protein serine/threonine kinase activity; ATP binding. NCBI's taxonomy places the organism in Eukaryota, Viridiplantae, Streptophyta, Magnoliopsida, Proteales, Proteaceae.